This is a messenger RNA of Stylonychia lemnae, 2265 nucleotides long. NCBI's taxonomy places the organism in Eukaryota, Ciliophora, Spirotrichea, Sporadotrichida, Oxytrichidae. The record is from the annotation of a GenBank genome assembly.
AUGAGCUUAAUAUUUGAGUCAUCUCAAGAGACAUCCUUCUUUAGAGACACGACUACUAGAUAAAGGCUUGGCUAAGUUCUUAAUUAGAUAUAAUAAUUGUCUACCUCUUCAAACAAUUUAAAUACCAGCAACAACAAUACAAAUAACGUAAACUUAAACUUGAAUACUUCUAGCUUCAAAUUGCAACCUAGAGACCUCUAUCAGCACCAAGUUAUUAUUGAUUCAGAAUUCUAAUUAAACAAGGACAACUUUGUCUCAGACAAGAACUACAAAAAGAAACAGUUACCUAUUCUAGAGCACAUUGAAUCAAUGAAGUAGCUAAAGCGUUAGCUUAGUAUAAUGAAAAGAGAGUUGCCUGAAAUCCAAAUAGUUUAGGAUGGAGACUUUGAAUAUUUUCAGGGAUAAGAAACUCAUAACACUAUAAAAAUGAACUACUUUGAGAAAUGCAAAUUCCAAAAACCUGGUGAUAAUAUCUCUUCUUACAAAGGCAAAAAGAAGUUGGCCUCCUUCUUGGACACAUAAUCCAAUGGUUCUUAACUUAGCUAGAUGCUAUUAUUGUCUUAGAAAUCAAUUAGACCUGAAAAUUGGAGUUUUGUGAGAAGAGAUGUAGCUGAGUUAUACAAAUAUUCUGUAAUAGGCCCAGUUGAUGUCUAGAAAGAAAUAAAUGACAAGAAAAAUCUAAUAGAAAAAAAGAAAAUUGAAAAGUAGAGAUCGAAACUUAGACUAAUAAUUGACAAUAAUAGCGUGAAUAUAAAGUUUCCAGUCAGAGCUAAUAUUCCUCAGUCCUCCAAAAAUUUCUUCGCAUAGAUUAAAUUGGAAUAAGAGAAAGAAUCUUAAAAACUACAACAAUAAAAUAACAUAAUGAUGAAUAACCUAAUUGAUCGGUAUCCAAAAUACUACAAAGAAAGCGCUAAAAUGUCAAAGGAUUCAAUAUCAUACAAAGAUCUUCCUCAGUUUAAUAAGAAAACAACCUUCGAAAAUAUGAAGCAUUUCCUUGAUAAUCUAGCUGAGGAUUAGAGGCAGUCUAAAAAGAUAAAUAUUGAUGAUCAAUAGCCAGCAGUGAUUGAAAAGGAAUCAUUGACAAAUUAAUAGGAGACUAAAACAAAUUAAUCCAAUGAUUCAGAUGAUUACAAGGUUUCACCACUCUAAAUUAAUUUUAUAUCUAAAAAGCUUUUCUCAAGUGUUGAGAAAAAUGAUCAAAAUAACUAGAUCGUGGAAAACAAAGAUGAUUCCAAAAAUCUUGUAGCUAAACUGCAAAUUCUUUAAGAAACAAAAUCUGAGUAAAAGCUAAAAGCAAAGUCAAUUAAAUAGUUGAAUAGUAAAUAUGGGAGCCUUUAAUCAAAGCAAUACGAUAUACUUGAUAAAUUUGAUUCUAAAGCUGGUUCAAAUAGUAAAAAGGGAUAAAAUCUAUCCUAGAAAGCUGAAUAAGCAAUUGAUAGCUUUUUCUUUAGAUAUGAGACUAAAGAAAUAAUUGAAAAUACCUAACAAUAGGACAUUGAAUAAACAAUAGGAUCUUAAAAUAAGUUAAAUAAGAAAUCAGAAUAGCAAGAACUAGUUACUCUAGAGUCAGAUGACAAGAAUAGCUUAAUUUCUAAACUUCAAUUUGAGGAAAAAGUACGUCUCAUGUUUGACAAAGACUCAUUAGCUUUAAAAUCUCUUUAAGAAGGUGUUCUUGAUUUUACUGAUAAGAGAGUAAACUUGAAGGCAGCAGCUGUAGAUUCCUCUCUUAAGUAGAAUAAAGAUAAUUUAAAUCUUAUUGAAAUAGAUCUUGGUGAGUUAAAGUCAUUAAGUGUGGAUUAAAUUCAUGUUGACGAAAUAGAUUAAAAUAAGGUAGAUGUAUAGAAAGGCAAGUAAGUCGUUGAUGACUCUUUGAUUGACAGCCAAAAGUACAAACUAGUAAUGAUUGGUAGGAAAGUAUCUUCAACUGAAAGUGAAAGUCUCUUAGAUAUUAAUGAUGCAUCUAGUCAGCAUAUGUUAUCAAGUUAAGUUUUUCAUGAAAGCGGAGAGAAAUUCUCCAAAAAUAUUGCUAAGGAUGAGGGGGUAUUUAAGUAUUACUUAAGACAUUUUUAUUUGGUAAUUGGAGUGCUGUUUGGAGUAUCAACAAUGGUAUAAAUGUACUAGUAUUCGUUUAAAAUGCUCAUCUAUUAUGAAGAUUUCUGUGAUUAUGCGAUAUUUUAUCAUGCCAAAAGAGGUAGAAACAUUGAGUAGCUGGUGAGAGUAUUCUAUUUAAGUGAUAGAUACUCUGUUGAAAACAGAAAUACAUGA